Messenger RNA from Fraxinus pennsylvanica, 807 nucleotides. The record is from the annotation of a GenBank genome assembly. Lineage: Eukaryota; Viridiplantae; Streptophyta; Magnoliopsida; Lamiales; Oleaceae.
AUGCUCUAUUUACAGACCCGGAUGAUCAAAGUGGUUGGUUUUAUCAUCUUUGGCUUCUGGAUCAAACGGUUAAACUGGAACCCUUCCUACUUUCUUCGUGGCCUCCUCAUGGCUCUAGUCUAUAUUUUGCACUCUCUAAAGGAUUGCCCUGUAAAAGUUUUCGAAGCACAGUUUCCAGGUAUCGUUUUAUCAAGUGGUUUCUCCUGUAGUCAGAGUUCGCACAUAGAGUUCUCACUGUGUGUACCAUCCCAUGAUCAAGAACAUGCAGAGGGGCAAACAAUACCUAGAUUUUCAUGGAAAGAUAAAAAAAUUUACUCAGGUGCUAUACAAUCUCAGGAUGCUAGCUUGCUACACUCACUUCAUCAAUUAAAAAUCACUGAGGAGGGUAAAUCAAAGGCUGCUUCUGAUUGGAGUAUGAAGACCAUAGCCAAUGAAAUUAUUCACAGUCGGGAACUAUUGUCAUCAACAAACUGUAAAAUUGGGAAACUGACUCUUGCAAGACUGCUAAUGGCACAAAACAAAUUGAUCUCAUAUGGCAUUCCAAAUGAUGGAAUUGAGCUUAGUCCUAUUAAAACAGGUGACUUCGAGUAUGGAAUCUAUUCUGAGAUACUGCAACUUCACCAAGUAUAUCUCAGCCACAACAAAAUCCGAUCAAUUGAAGGUUUGAAGGUUCUGCAAUUGCUUUCUUGCUUGAACCUUAGCAACAAUAAAAUUUGCAGUUUUGUUGCAUUGGAUCCCUUAAGAAUGUUGAAAUCAUUAAAGGUUGAAUUCUGGUUUAUAUGGGGUUCAUUUUCUUCCAUUCUAUAG